Molecule: messenger RNA, 2358 nt
Organism: Lotus japonicus
Lineage: Eukaryota; Viridiplantae; Streptophyta; Magnoliopsida; Fabales; Fabaceae
Product: aldehyde oxidase GLOX1-like
Exons: 2
Coding region: 356-1975 (539 amino acids)
Source: RefSeq, a predicted model, not a curated record
AACUGCUGGCCAUAUAAAUUGAAUGUAGAUGUUAUCUUAUCCCUGUCCUAUGCGUUCAUCAUCAUCAUCACUACUCUUGUUUGAAAGUGUGCAAGAAAGUCCUCAUUUAAGACCCAAACUUAUUACCCACAUCGUUACUCUCACAAAUCUCACGUAUACGUAACAGAUGGAGAAGAACCACUAAAUCAACACAAUCAAUCACAUUCGGAUGAACUCAACUCAAUUUAUUGAUUCUCCAUCACCACCCUGUCACACCACUAUAUAAACCCAGUUAUAAACCCCUAACACAGCACUCACAACACACAACAAUUCACCAUAACAACAUAAACAAUUCCAUAGCAGAAUCAAAGUUUCAAUGACUACUUCUCUUCAGGUUUGGGUUAUGUUUUUCCUUCUCCCCAUUCUAACAGCGCCAACAUUGUUGGUUGAUGCUGCAGGUAAAGGGGAGUGGAAAGUUCUGCAGAAAAGCAUAGGAAUAGUAGCAAUGCACAUGCAGCUUCUCCACAACGACCGUGUCGUGAUCUUUGACCGAACAGACUUCGGCCUCUCCAACCUCACCUUACCAGGCGGUCGGUGCCGCCGCAACGCGCAAGAAUUGGUGGUGAAAACCGACUGCACCGCGCACUCAGUGGAAUACGACGUGGCUGCCAAUAAGUUCCGCGCACUAUACGUCGAGACCGACGUGUGGUGCUCCUCCGGUUCGGUCACCCCUGAGGGGACCCUAGUCCAGACCGGCGGGUUCAACGACGGGGACCGGACGGUUCGGACGUACAGUCCGUGUGCUGAUGCUGAUUGUGACUGGAAGGAGACUGCCGGCGGGCUGGCUGAGAGGAGGUGGUAUGCCAGCAACCACCAGCUGCCGGACGGGCGGCAGAUAGUGGUCGGCGGGAGGAGGGCGUUUAGCUACGAGUUUAACCCGAAAGGCGAUACCGGUGCGUUCAAGUUGCCGUUUCUUGGUCAGACCAAUGAUCCUGGGCAGGAGAAUAACUUGUACCCGUUUGUUUUCCUGAAUGUGGAUGGGAAUCUCUUCAUCUUUGCCAACAACAGAGCUAUCUUGCUUGACUAUAAGAAGAAUGCAGUGGUGAAAACUUACCCAACAAUACCCGGUGGAGACCCAAGGAGUUACCCAAGCAGUGGUUCAGCAGUAUUGUUACCACUGAAGAAUCAAGAAGCAGAGGUUUUAAUUUGUGGCGGUGCUCCAAAAGGCUCAUAUCUACGCGCCAUAAAGAGCCAAUUUGUCAACGCGUUGAACACCUGUGCCCGGAUCCAAAUAACCGACCCGAAUCCAACAUGGGCCAUGGAAACCAUGCCCGGAGCCAGAGUCAUGGGCGACAUGGUCAUCCUCCCAAACGGUAACGUUUUGAUCAUCAACGGCGCAACUUCCGGCACCGCCGGGUGGGAAUCCGGGCGCGACCCGGCUUUUAGUCCGGUUCUCUACAAACCCGAUAGCCCAGCCGGGUCGAGAUUCGAGGUUCAGAACCCGUCCAAAACGCCGCGAAUGUACCACUCCACCGCCAUUUUGCUCCGCGACGGAAGAGUCCUCGUCGCCGGUAGCAACCCCCAUAUCGGUUACAGCUUCGGGAACGUGGUUUUCCCGACGGAAUUGAGCAUGGAAGCGUUUUCUCCUUCGUAUUUGGAAGCGGGUAACGCGAAUCUGCGUCCGAGAGUGACUGCCCCUGCUUCUCAGAGCAAGGUCAAGUACGGUCAGAAGGUGAAGGUGCGGUUUCAGGUGAAGGCGGCGUUGGAUGCUGUGUCGGUGACGAUGUUGGCGCCGCCGUUUACCACGCACUCUUUCUCCAUGAAUCAGAGGAUGUUGGUGCUGGGGACAGGGAAGGUGGGAAAUGUUGGAGCAGGAACGUAUGAAGUUGAGGUCACCAUGCCUGGUUCCUCUGUUCUUGCACCAGCUGGUUUUUAUCUACUGUUUGUGGUGCACAAAGAGAUUCCCAGCGAGGGUGUUUGGAUCCAGAUACAGUGAUUAAUUAUCCUCUGUUUAUGUCUGGUAAACUGAACAACAAGAUCACCAUAAAAUAUAUGGUUUAAGUUGUUGAUUAUAUUUAAUUAUUGUUUACCACUGGAGUGUGUGUGUAUCAAGUGGUACAGGAGAAAUAAAAAGGGAAAUGUGAAGUAUGUAUGAACAUUUCUGAGUGAAAGAAAUCAAGAAUCACUUAUUACUAUUGUUUAAUUUGAUUGGUAAAGUGAACAAAGCCAAUUGACUAUUGUUGGCAUUUUUUGUAGGAGAGAUGGUGGAUUGUAAUUAUUAUUGUUGGUGUUUGAAGUACUUCCAGUCUUCCUCAGCUCUCUAUUGUACUAUUUUCCAUAUGUUUUAGAUUCUUUGUUUGUCAUCAUGGUGCAGUUGUC